Tribolium castaneum (red flour beetle) is the source of this 1481-nucleotide messenger RNA. RefSeq names its product serine protease snake. The coding region runs from base 266 to 1411 and encodes 381 amino acids. Gene Ontology annotation, molecular function: serine-type endopeptidase activity. The transcript has 6 exons. Gene Ontology annotation, biological process: proteolysis. Lineage: Eukaryota; Metazoa; Arthropoda; Insecta; Coleoptera; Tenebrionidae. The record is from RefSeq and is a predicted model, not a curated record.
UUUUCCAACUUAAAUUCUGAGAACAAGUUGUUGAAGGACAUGUGCAAAACAAGUUCAUGGAGAGUAGCUACUCGAAAAAAAUCAUGCGCUGUCAAACACCUGUGAAGACAUCAUUAUAUCUGUGUAUAAAUUCAGUUAUUUAUAGCUGCAGCGAUCAAGUUGAUAAUCAUUAAUAAAAAAUUAAAGGUUCCCCCACUAAAUCUUUGUGAUUUGAUUCACUCUAGUCACUGAGAUCCAGUCCUGCUAUGAACUUCCAUCGAAGGAAAUGAUGUUACGUGCCAAUUAUCUACGGAUUUUUGUUGUUGUUAUAAUUCUAAACGUCGCACACAAUCAACAAUUUAUCGGUGAUGUUUGUACCUUGAAAUCAUCUGGUGCAUCUGGUGUUUGUAAAUUAUUUAUUGAUUGUCAACAAGCUCGUGAAGAUAUUCAAAAACAUGUUUACCCUCAAACGUGUGGUUUUGAAGGAACACAAGCCAUUGUAUGUUGUCCCGAAAAUCAGAAAAUACAACAAAAGCCGAAAAGACAGCCAGGUGAAAUAAGUCAAAAAAAAUGUAGAGAAUAUUCUGCAUACAUUUAUGAAGUGACAAAAUCGCCAGUUUUGUUAAUCAGUACAACCGAUCUCAAAAGAAAUGAGUGUGGACAUGAAGUUGUUAAGUUAAUUGUUGGUGGAGAAUUAGCAGGACGAAAGGAGUUCCCACAUAUGGCAGUAAUUGGAUUCGAACCAUCUGCAAACGAAAAAAAAUGGCUUUGUGGAGGCACUAUUAUAAGUAAACAAUAUAUUCUUACGGCUGCACAUUGUUUAAGCCACCAUGAACAUGGGGAAGCUAAGUACGUAAGAAUCGGCGUAAGCGAUUACAACGACAAAAAUCGCAGACAAGAGCUGACGGUGGAAGAACGUAUUCCUCAUCCAGAAUACAGAUCAAGUUCACAUUAUCACGAUAUCGGUCUUUUGAAACUAGAAGUUGAAGCCAAAAUGAAUCCAUAUGCAAGACCAGCUUGUCUUUUUCUAAAAAAAGAAAUCCCUACUGAAAAAGCAAUCGCAACUGGAUGGGGUCACACCACUUGGGCUGGUGAAGGAAGCAAUAAUUUACUUAAAGUAACGUUGGAUCUUUUUGAUCACAACACUUGUAAUACAUCGUAUAAAAGUCAAGUUUCAAGAAGACUGAAGAAUGGAAUUAUCGAUGAAAUGCAAAUUUGUGCGGGAUCAAAGGCAGGCGAAGAAAAAGAUACAUGUCAGGGUGAUUCAGGUGGACCACUUCAAAUCUAUCACAUUGGUGAUGAAAUAAAAUGUAUGUACGAUAUAAUUGGAAUAACAUCGUUUGGAAAGGGAUGUGCUGGAAGUCCAGGGGUGUAUAUACGAGUGUCGCAUUAUGUUAAAUGGAUCGAAGACAUAGUCUGGCCUGAAUCAUAAUAUCUCCUACAGAAAUGGCAAUUUUAUGAAACUUUUUUACUUGCUGCAAAAUAAACUAAAGGCUUUGUAA